Molecule: messenger RNA, 589 nt
Organism: Kockovaella imperatae
Lineage: Eukaryota; Fungi; Basidiomycota; Tremellomycetes; Tremellales; Cuniculitremaceae
Exons: 1
Coding region: 370-576 (68 amino acids)
Source: RefSeq, a predicted model, not a curated record
ACCGUGUUUGUGCUGUAAUAAACCCAAAACUAUGACAACUUGUAGUUCGCUGUCAUGAAAAUUCAUGCGUUGCAGUGGUUUGCGGGUGGGCAGCACACCCUGCGUCAGUCGUUGUCUCAGGCCUAGUGCUCUCCUACUGUCAAGCAAGAGUCAUCGAUCGCAUCGCCCUUCCUGGUCCCGCUUCGCGAAAGAUCUGAUCUUGAUCUUGGGUUCUGUUCGUUGCCGAGCCAUGUUUUAGCCUGGUACAGUCAGGGGACCCAAGCAAAGGCUAGGCCUCGGGCGAAGUUGACCUGUGAUCUAUGAUUGUCCGGUCGAUGAGCCUCCUGCUACCCCUACAUUGUAUGCACCGCGGAACGUCCUCCACCACCUAUGUUCAACUUUUGUCAAGCUUGUUCGUCACAACUUUCCCCACUGCCACAAGCUACACAUUCGAUGGUUGGUAACGGACAAAUGACCCUGAUGCCGACAUACUUGAGCUAUUUGAUGUGUGUUUCGUGCAAUUGUUCUCAGCAUUCGGACAAUUGUCCAGGUCAUUCGAGCAUUUGUUCAGUUCCUGCCAAAAGCCUCAAGGGAUAAUGAUAAUUGUCUG